Molecule: messenger RNA, 2100 nt
Organism: Myzus persicae (green peach aphid)
Lineage: Eukaryota; Metazoa; Arthropoda; Insecta; Hemiptera; Aphididae
Exons: 6
Coding region: 241-900 (219 amino acids)
Source: RefSeq, a predicted model, not a curated record
CAGAUAAUAAUAUAUUAUUUCGAUUUCGUUAGCGUGCAACUCUCGCCUACAAUCAUAAUAUAGUUUAAUAAUAAUGAGAUAAAUAAACGUAAAUUAAUAUCAUAUCAAAUAUUAAAAUAGUUAGGUCGCGGUCAUCGCAGUCAUUUUACGUGACGCCGUGUCGAUCACGAGCACGUCCGCCGCAACGAACGCUUCCGUCCAAAACCCCAAGAGUCCCAUAGGUACACAAUAAUCGUACCAAUGAUUGUCAAUUUAAAAUAUUUCAAAAAACAAUGGUCGGACUUUCCCGCGUUCGGAAUCUCGACGUUUAAAGUGACGAACCCGGAUCUCCGCAAAACGUUGUAUACGUUGACGGCUUUGCAGUUGUGGUUUCAAGCGUUUUCAAUAAUACUGUUGGUCAUCAGCUGCGCAUUAGAAUGGUACGUCGAAAAAGACGGCAAGAUUUCGAAUCAGCAAUGGACCGGUUACGGUCAGUUAUACUUCAAUACCUCUCUGCUAUUCCAAAUAUGUGACGUCAUACUAUCGAUGUACGCGAGUUAUCAUUUUUUACGAAAUGCCACUACCCGAUACAAUAACAUACAAGACGUCAGGAUAUGGAUAAUAGUCAACAACCUUUACCUCUUGUCGGCGGUAGCGUGUUUUCUAUUCGUGUUGUCCAGAGUCAGUAGUGUCAUAAUAUGCAUUAAAUCGAUAACCAUAUUGAUAUUUGCCAAUUACAAGGUAUACAUCGUUCAUCAGAUUUACAAAGACGAAAAUUCGUCAUAUAUUUUUUUGGAACAAGCUUCACAAAAAUCUGUCGACGGUGACGUUCAGUCUCCUCAGAAUUUCGACACCGUGGAAGUUGAAGUGGAAUAUUCAGAAAAAGUCACUUUCGAACCACUGCUCUACACGGCGAAUUAAUAACCAAAGAUAAUAUAUACCUAAGACGGCUAUCAUAUUUGUAUUCACAAAUAUACAUAUAUAUUGAUAUUAAAAUAAAGUUUCAAUGUCUAUAUGGGUUUAAAGAUAAUAUAUACCUAAUAGAUUUAUUUCUUAUCGCCAAUGAUUUUAUAACGAUAUAAUACUGUAAGUCUUUUAUUUUAUAAGUUGUAAAUAUAAUAUAUCAUAAUAUUAUACAUAUUAUUAAAAUAAGCAUCAUAUUCAUAAUUUACACUUUGACGGUUUCCGAACCUACAUAGUGCAUCCUCCCUUCACUCUUCAUCAUAGAUAUGGCUAUCCAGUGGUCUCCAAUAAUUAAGUAUAUAUUGAUUCUAAAUGUUACCAUAAAUCAAAUACAUACAUUUUAUUAUUUUGAAAUCCCCGAAUCAUUGGUUAACUUUAAAAAAAUCGUCAAAGACUAUAAAGUCUGUAUACCUUCGUCUAAACUGGCAUAAUAAAUUUAGUUGAAAAUGUCCACUACCGCCUUAAAAAUAGCUUCUAAAUCUUCUCAUACUUUUCCCAUCACACCGGUUGAUUGAGCUGCCCAGACAAUCACAUUAACAAAAUACUAUUAUACUAAUCCAAAAUCUUAAGAACGAUAUGUUUUGUACCCCGAUGGUUGGCUUAUCAGAUACAUAAUAUUUUUAAUUCUUAAUUUCUAUUGUUAAUAAUUAUAUAAAAAUAGUAUAUCAAACAAAUUUCAAUUAAAAUGGAUCAAAUCAAAAGAAUCACAUCGUCAAUAUAUAUGUAUUUAUUCUCAGUAACUUCAAUUCUGUUCAUAUCAUUAAUAAUUAUUAUUAUUUUUAGCUACCUAACACUUAUAAAUAUAGUUAUGGUUUUUAUCAUGUUCCAAAAAUGGGACAUGCAUUGAUGACAAAUCUAAAUUUGUUGUAGGUGGGACAUUUGUCCAGGGCCCCGCGCUUGUUAAAGGGCCACUCGAUUUUUAAUUAUCAUCUUAUUACCGUAAGACACAUUGACAUUUUACAUAAUUACAUUAAAAAAUUAUAAAUCUAUAAAUGUAUUAAUCUAUUCUACACAUCACACAAUAUGUAUUAUAUUAAUAUUAUUCCUAUCACCUGCAGUUAUUUGGAAAAUGAUAUUUAAAUUUAUCACUAUAAUUAUUGUUUUCUCUGUGUUCUUUAUUUGGAAAGGCUUUCUGCGUAUUGCCGUAUGUCCGUAUGG